AUGGGUCUGCUGACCAUCAUCCGCAAGACCAAGCUGCGGUCACACGAGUUCCGCUUCCUCUUCCUCGGACUCGACAACGCUGGAAAGACGACCAUCCUCAAGAAGCUACAAAAUCAACCUCAGUCCGAGAUCGAAGCCAUCUCACCGACGCUCGGCUUUGCAAUCCAGACAUUUCAGUAUCAAGGAUAUCACCUCAACGUUUGGGAUAUCGGAGGGCAAAAGAGCCUUCGGCCUUAUUGGAAGAACUAUUUUGAAAAGACAGAUGCCAUCAUCUGGGUCGUCGAUUCAUCCGACACUGCCAGGCUGUCCGACUGCAAGGAGGAGCUCGAAAAGCUGCUCCAGGAGGAGCGUCUGCAUGGCGCUACCAUCCUAAUCUUUGCCAACAAGCAGGAUCUGCCAGGUGCACUAUCGGCAGAGCAGAUCAAGAACCACCUCGAGCUCGACAGGGUCUCGACGCACAGUUGGCGCAUCCAACCGUGCAGUGCUUACACCGGGGCCAACCUCGUAGACGGCCUCGAAUGGACAGUCAAGGAUGUCGCGAAUCGCAUCUACUAUCACGGCGACGCAAAAUCCACCUUGUCAUCGUCGAUGGCCUCUGUUGCCGAUCAGGCAGUAUAUUGA
Messenger RNA from Pseudozyma hubeiensis SY62, 621 nucleotides. Its product is annotated as ADP-ribosylation factor. Gene Ontology annotation, biological process: protein folding. The record is from RefSeq and is a predicted model, not a curated record. Gene Ontology annotation, cellular component: microtubule cytoskeleton; cytoplasm. Lineage: Eukaryota; Fungi; Basidiomycota; Ustilaginomycetes; Ustilaginales; Ustilaginaceae. The coding region runs from base 1 to 621 and encodes 206 amino acids. The transcript has a single exon. Gene Ontology annotation, molecular function: GTPase activity; GTP binding.